AUGCCCUCAUCGGGCACUGUUCUUGAGUCUUCAAGUGUAUCAAUGAGAUCUAUGGAUAUGAGUCAAACAGUAAGACACGGAUCAUCAGGAACUCCAACAAAUUAUUCAACUAUACCAGAUGAUCGUGAAAUUUUCAAAGCAUUACAUGAUUGUAUGAAAGAUGUAGGAAAAUUUCGACAAUAUACUUAUUAUCUUGGUACAUCAUGUGAUACAACAAAAUUACGAAAUAAAGUUCAAAAAUUAAAAGAACGUAUUAAUCGUAGUUUUUAUCAUCAACGAGAACUUAUAGGAAAUGGAGCAUCAUCAACAGGAUCAAUCAAAAGUGAAUUAGCUAUUCGUCGUUUUGACAAAUGUUUAUGUUUUACAUUAGCUGCACUUAAUUAUUAUGAAGAUUUACUUCAUAAAUUUUCUAUUCUACUUGUUUAUUUUCCCAUAGCUACUGGAGAUCGUACCAAUGUUGUUAAUUUGGGUUUUGAAGAUUCAACUAUAAAUGCUGAUGAAUUUUCAUAUGAAAAUCAUGAAAAUGAAGAAAAUGAAACAAAUCGUUACAUUGAAUUAUUGAAUGAAAUUCAAGGUGUUCAAACACUACGUGAAGAAAUCGAACAAAUUGAUAUUUAUCAAUCACGACAUCAUGCAACAUCUUAUUCAAAAGAUUUUGUUGAAAAUAUGCAUAAAUAUACAACAGAUUUAAUAACUGAAAAUACUAUUAGAAGGCCUAAAAGACGACAUCGUUUAACACGUUGUUAUUAUCUAAAUGAAGACUCUUCAUCAUCCGUAUGUUAA
Rotaria sp. Silwood1 is the source of this 783-nucleotide messenger RNA. Lineage: Eukaryota; Metazoa; Rotifera; Eurotatoria; Philodinida; Philodinidae. The record is from the annotation of a GenBank genome assembly.